Molecule: messenger RNA, 1149 nt
Organism: Colletotrichum orchidophilum
Lineage: Eukaryota; Fungi; Ascomycota; Sordariomycetes; Glomerellales; Glomerellaceae
Product: aryl-alcohol dehydrogenase AAD14
Exons: 1
Coding region: 1-1149 (382 amino acids)
Source: RefSeq, a predicted model, not a curated record
AUGUCGAACUUCCUGGCAGAAGCACCCGAGCCUCCCACCGAGCUGGGCAGGCUCCGCGUUCUCUCGCCCAAUGCAGGCAUUCGCGUCUCCCCUUUGGCUCUCGGCGCCAUGUCAAUCGGUGAAGCUUGGGCGGAGGUCAUGGGUGCCAUGAACAAGGAGCAAUCCUAUAAGCUCCUCGACGCCUUCUUCGAGUCCGGCGGCAACUUCAUCGACACGGCAAACGGCUACCAGGAGGAGCAGUCCGAACAGUGGAUUGGCGACUGGAUGAAGGAGAGGGGCAACAGGGAGCAGAUUGUGCUCGCCACAAAGUACACCUCGGACUACCAGAGCCACGUCCUGGGCAAAGGUCACACGGCCAACUUCACGGGCAACCACCGCCGCAGUCUUCACAUCAGCAUCCGGGACUCGUUGAAGAAGUUGGGCACUGACUACAUUGAUAUUCUGUACCUGCACUGGUGGGACUACACGACCUCCAUCAAGGAGAUUAUGGACUCGCUUCACAUCCUCGUCGAACAGGGCAAAGUCCUCUACCUAGGAAUCUCAGACACGCCAGCAUGGGUCGUCAGCGCCGCAAACACUUACGCAGUCGACCAUGGCAAGACGCCAUUUAGCGUGUACCAGGGCCGAUGGAGCGUGAUGCACCGCGACUUUGAACGCGAUAUCCUCCCCAUGGCCCACACCUUUGGCAUGGCCUUGUGCCCGUGGGACGUUUUGGGAUCGGGCAAGUUCCAGUCAAAGAAGGCUCUGGAAGAGCGAAAGAAGGCCGGUGAGGGUCUAAGAUCCUUCAUCAGCACCGGAGAGCAGACAGAGAUGGAGGUCAGGAUGAGUGAGGCUCUGGAAAAGGUGGCGGGCGAGCACGGCACGGAGAGCGUGACGGCAAUCGCCCUUGCCUACGUCCGCAGCAAGGCGCCCAAUGUCAUCCCCAUAGUGGGUGGCCGCAAGGUUGAGCACUUGAAGGCCAACAUUGAUGCGCUCAAGAUCAAGCUCACGGAUGAGCAGAUUGCCUUUUUGGAGAGUGUCAAGCCCUUUGACGUCGGGUUCCCCGGCAACUUUUUGGGUGCAGACCCUAAUAUCACUGGCAAGUCGAUGCGGCUGGCGCGCGCCUCCCAAAUGUCGUUCCCGAAUGCAGGCCGACAAACAAGUGUCUAA